Messenger RNA from Strigops habroptila (Kakapo), 1578 nucleotides. It is a transcript of the gene ZMAT2, whose product is annotated as zinc finger matrin-type 2. The transcript has 6 exons. Gene Ontology annotation, biological process: mRNA splicing, via spliceosome. Gene Ontology annotation, cellular component: spliceosomal complex; U4/U6 x U5 tri-snRNP complex. Gene Ontology annotation, molecular function: zinc ion binding; nucleic acid binding. Bases 288 to 887 code for a protein of 199 amino acids. The record is from RefSeq and is a predicted model, not a curated record. NCBI's taxonomy places the organism in Eukaryota, Metazoa, Chordata, Aves, Psittaciformes, Psittacidae.
GCCCGCCGCGGCAGGACCCCGCCGGGCCCGAGCGGCCAGGCCCAGGCCCAGGCCCGGGCCCGGCUGGCGGGGCCCGCGGGCAGCUGCCGCACGGCCGCACCGAGCGGCACCAGCCGCAGCAUGGCCCGUUCCGGGGACAUCGGAAGUACCGGAGCCACGUGGUCUCCUGGCGGCGCUGCCUCUGAGCCAGCACGGCAGGUCCCCGCCGCUGGGGCGGGCUGCCUCGCUUUACGGCCCGGCCGCCGCCGCACGACAGUUUCCGUUCCCUCGUCGCCCUUCCCCUCAACAUGGCGUCGGGCAGCGGGACCAAGAACUUGGACUUCCGCCGAAAGUGGGACAAAGAUGAGUACGAGAAACUCGCAGAGAAGCGGCUCACGGAAGAGAGAGAAAAGAAAGAUGGCAAACCAGCUCAGCCUGUCAAAAGGGAACUUCUGCGGCACCGAGACUACAAAGUGGACUUGGAAUCGAAGCUGGGGAAAACCAUUGUCAUCACCAAAACCACCCCUCAGUCAGAGAUGGGAGGGUAUUACUGUAACGUAUGUGACUGUGUGGUGAAAGACUCCAUUAACUUCUUGGAUCACAUCAAUGGCAAAAAACACCAGAGAAAUCUGGGCAUGUCCAUGCGGGUGGAGCGCUCCACGCUGGACCAGGUGAAGAAACGCUUUGAGGUGAACAAGAAGAAGAUGGAGGAGAAGCAGAAGGAUUAUGACUUUGAGGAGAGGAUGAAGGAACUCCGUGAGGAGGAGGAGAAGGCCAAAGCCUACAAGAAGGAGAAGCAGAGGGAGAAGAAGAGGCGGGCAGAGGAAGACCUGACGUUUGAGGAGGAUGAUGAGAUGGCGGCUGUGAUGGGUUUCUCUGGUUUUGGCUCAACCAAAAAGAACCACUGAGCAGCUCUGGACUCUCCUCUUUCUUGAAACAGAUUGUUUUUACCCAGGGGAUUCUGGAUAACUCUUAAAAAAGACUUGAUUGAGGACUUGUAUGUAAAUCUCCCAGUAGAAAUGGGUUGGAGGAGGCGAAAAGCGAUUCCAUGCUCUACCUGUGCUGCAGAACAAGCUCCGCCUGUCGUUAGCUUCCCAUCUCCUUCUGUGUCCUAGAUCUGGCUGCUCAGCACUGCUCCAUGGCCUUGUGUGUGCAGGGAAGUGUUCUGCUGGGUACAGUUUUGUGUCAGAUGGCCUGGUUCAGGAGCAAUCUCGUUGUCAACCAGGCAGGGGUGUUGCGGGCCCGAGUUGUUCUGGUUGUCAACCAGGCUGUGUGUUUGCAGCACAGGGAGUGAUUCGGGCUCUCUUUGGAUCAUGUAGCUGAAGGGAACGUGCUGCAGUGAGCAGUGUGGAGUGGUGCAACCUGCAUCUUCACAGCUUGUGCUGGGCAGAGCUGGUGGCUGCAUGGAGUCUGGGUCACCCAACCUUCCCUGUGUUUUACCCGCAAGGGAUUCCCUCCCAGCUUUUCUUUGUGUUUCGUCCCGUAACUUUGGUAUCUUUAAGGCAGGGGAGAAUUUCCUCCCCACAACUGAUCUGGGAUAGAGCCGAUGAAAGAAAGACGUGCAAUUUGCCAGAAAUAAAUGGAUUGUUUUAAUGGGCC